Molecule: messenger RNA, 3300 nt
Organism: Ficedula albicollis (Collared flycatcher)
Lineage: Eukaryota; Metazoa; Chordata; Aves; Passeriformes; Muscicapidae
Gene: RBM44
Product: RNA binding motif protein 44
Exons: 13
Coding region: 436-2280 (614 amino acids)
Source: RefSeq, a predicted model, not a curated record
UGAGGCGAGGGCCGGCGGCGACGGGAGCGGGGCUGUGGCGGCUCCUCAGCCUGGCCUGGAGCUGCCGUGAGAGCCCGUUCCCCCGCAGGAAACUCCCCUGGGCGAGCGGGAUCACCGGGUUUGCCCUCAGGGCUCCCCCGACUCAGCCAGCUCGCUCAUUGUGCGAGCGGGAGCGCCGCGCUGCCCUCAGGCCUCCCCCGCCCUCAGCGGGGACCUUCUCGGCUGUGGUUCGGCGCGACGGGAGGGUUAUUGUCCCUUCUCUGGGGAGUGGAGGCAUCUGGGAUGUGCUUUGGCAGCUUUCAGCUUUUUAAUUCCACGGAGUUGCUCAAAGCGGCAAUUAAGGGGUGAAGGCAGGAAGAGCGAAGCUGGUGACUUGGAGAGGUUGCAGUGGCAGUGAGUUGUGUGGAUUCCUGAGGAGGAGAGGGUGUUGGCACCAUGGAAGUGGAGAAGAGCAGGAGGAGCUGCUUCACCCAGACCUCCUGUUUGGGUGAAGAUUUAGGUGAAGACUCGCAGCUGGAGUAUGUCAGUGCUCAGGAGGAGUAUGAGGAGGAUAAGAACAACUCCAGUGAGUUCUCUGAGCAGGGGCAGGUUGCAGAGGUGGAGGACGUGCCGCUGGCUGGUGACAAGGUGCCAGCCCCGAUCGCAGCAGGGGGAGAAGAGCCUGGGAAGAGCGAAAGACCCACCCAGAGCGUGGCAGUGGAGCCAGACAUCCCUUUCCUGCCCGCCGGUGAGAAGGCCCAGCUCUGCAGACACGCGGAGCCCUCCUAUUUCAGCGGCUGUGAGAAACCUGCGGUGCGCACCCGUGGUGGCAGCGGUGCUGAGAGCACUGCAGGGGGUGCUGGAGCCCCGCUCCCAGCCCCUGAAACCCUCCCCAGCAAGAGCCCUGCUGCCGGCGUGGAAGCUGCGGAGAAAUCCUCUAGUGGGAGCCCCAGUGCUGGGAAUUGGGAGCGUGGUGAAGCCCCGAGGAGCAUUCCCAGUGUCUCUGUGGCUGUGCAGGCUGUGGAUGAUUCCAGAGCUGGCUUCCCAACGAGCAGGAGCAGCAGUGCCCAGGUGAGCCUGUGCUCCAGGGCAGUGAACACAGAGGUAACCAUGAUGAACAAAGCUCGACCCGUGGGGUGGCUGGCUCAAACCUCCGUGGAUGCUGCUUCCAACACAGAGUGGUCCUUCAGAGCUCAGAGCUCACACCUGCAGCAGGAAUCAAAUGGUCAUCUGUGUAUCUGUGACUGGAAGACAGACACCCACAGGCCAGAACAUCCCAGCAAGCAAACUGGGAAGAAUUCUGCAUCAAGCUGCUGUCAGAACGUCCUGCAGAGAGCAGCUGAAGCAGAGCUGCAGCUCCUGGCCAUCCAUUAUGAGAUGUGCUACCAGCACUGCUUGAAGGUUUAUGAGCUGGCUUUGGAGGAAAACACCUAUUUUGGGAGAUGUGAGGAGAAGAAUGAGUUAUAUUCAUCUCUCUUGCUGGUUUUGGAUGAGCUGGACAAUAACUACAGCAGUAUGAGAACAGAAAUAAACAUGGGCAUACCUUUAAAUGAGCUUCCACCACUGUCAGUUGAGCUGAAGUUUUCCCCAAUCUCUUCCUUUUACAUGCCCUCCAAGUUUUUCGGAAAGAGUCUUUUCUCUGAUGAUCUUUCAGGUGAAGGGAAAGCAGACUUGGAAGAACCAAAACAGCAAGAAAAGGGGAUUUCUGCCACUAUGGAGAAGUCACAGGCUGAUGGUGAUCAUCCAGGUGACUCUGCUUCCCCUGGGACAUGGGAAGAACCACCUAAAGAUCAGGCUCUGGAACGUGGCUGUGUAAAAAAUGAGGAAGGGAGUGAGUAUUGGUUUGAUGCUAAGGAAGACUUGUCAGUGGCAGAUAUUUCAGUAAUGUGCAGAGCAACGAAAAAGCAACAAGGAAAACAAGACCCACCUGACUCAAGAGAAGUGAAGACAGUGGGGAGUGGGAAUCAACAUUCUUCUGUUCAGGAUGAUGGCCCAAAACCCUCAGUGCCUGAGGAUCCUGGGGAAAAUUCCCUGCUGAAAACAUCCACUUGUUCUUCUGUUAACCCAUCUGGUGUCUUUGUUUCUCCUUAUGCACUGAACUUGACCAGCUUUACCAAGUUAGUAAAGAGACUGCAAGAAAGGCAUCCAGAGUUUAGCAGAGAUGAAAUUGUGGAGGCUGUGCAGGAGGUGAGGAGAAUCAACAAAGGUGUCCUGAGUGGCUUGGCCAUCAGCUCUAUUGAGGAAAAGACCUCUGCCAUUCUGAGGAGGUCGAUGUGCUGCUCUCAGCAGGAGAAGCACUGAACAAGGUGAAUUUUGCAGCCUAGAGGGGAAUAAACCCACGUGAGUUUGUGCAGCUCUGCAGCCUAGACUAACUUAUCCUGAAGCCCUGCAGGAGGUACCAGGGUGAAUCCCCUGGAGCAGUGUUCCUAAGGACUGGGAGCUGUAAAACGGGCACUGUGUAAGGCUUGGUGUGCCGGUGGUGAAUUCCUGCCCUGCUUGGCUGGUGAGCUUUGUGGAGGGCGCUGUCACACGCGUUUGGCGCAAAGCUGACACCUAACGGCCAGGCUUGUGCAGCCUCUCACAGAAACCCCAGCACGGGCUCAGUUCUGGGUCACAGCGCUGAUGGUUUCUGAUUGGGGGCUGGGAACCUGACAGAACCAGAUUGUGUUCGUAGUUUUCUCACCCUGAUCCCUCGUGCAGGAAGCUGCAGCAAGCUGAAUGUCUAAAACCACAGCCCAAAGUUGCAGGGAUGCGUCUAUCCGUUAUUGGUUUGGUCUCCUACUCAGCUGGGUGCUCUGCUUGCUGCAGGUACCUCCCAGCAGUGCCACUGCCAGGUUUCCUGCAAAAAGGAAAAGUCUUCAUAUUCAUCUGUCUGACUUUCACAGGACUGCACAUAGGGGCAGAAGUUCAUCCCCAAAGAAUUAAAAUCUUAUGCUUGGAAGCAUUUUCAGUCAGUAAGGUUAUAACAGCCUCAAAAUGUGUUGUGCCUUCCUUGUGGAGUGAUUAUUUGGUUUUCCAAUGGUGCGUGGGCUCUGUAGUUCUAAUUGUUUCUAUUACAGUAUUUUUGUCCUGUUGGUUUGUGUGGGAGAUGAUGACUUAUAGUAAUUUUUAUUUUCAUCGCGAGGGAGGUGUGAAAUGGCCAUGUCAUUAGUAAAUAACGGGGAGAAAAAGAAUCCCCAUUUUCCGUAGUGAGGGACAAGUAUGUAAUACAUGUAAGAGGGGGUGAUUCUACUCAAAGCUCACCUGUACGCACUCAGUCUCUUUGUUGUACUUUGUUCUAGAGCCUGCUGCAAUUGCUGCUGCAAGGAGCAACCUUGUUUA